UCUCCCUAGAGGCCCCAUAUUCCUCAAACUAAAAGUGCAUGUAGUCUACGUUAGAGUGACAAAGUUGUAAGGUUAAACGCAACUUACCCUAGUUUCAGAACCAACGAAAAGGAAAAAAAAAAAAAAACUUCUCUGGAUCAAUCCCUUUUCCAUGCCCAGGUUGGAGGAGUACAUGGCGGCGACGGAGUCCAGUUUAAGCCCCGCGGUGGAGUCGGUGGUGCCGGCAUGUAUGUUCGCACCUGACCCGGGUUGCGCGGAGGAUUCGCCCGGCGCUGAGCUCAGCGACGCCGGCGACAACCAGAACGGGGAAGCCGAGGAUCAUUUAGACCUCACUAGCAAGUUUGCAUUGGUCAGCCCUACAGGAGAGCAGUAUGACUGUUUACAAAAGCAGCUGCGAGAACGAAUGGAGGAAGGAUGCGGAGAAACUAUCUAUGUGGUUGGCAUGGGGACAGACGGUGGUGAUUAUGGUCUGGAUGAACGGGAUAUGGAAGCAUCUGUCGCUACGGUGCAGUCUCUUUGCGAACAGGUUGACGGUGACCUGAUUCUGCUGAGAGAGAGGAUGGAGACGGCGGGACAUGUCCGCGAUUAUCUCAUCAGGCGCCGUGUGGGAGAGGCAGACUUCCUGGAAGUCAGAGUGGCGGUCGUAGGUAAUGUAGACGCUGGUAAAAGCACACUUCUGGGCGUCCUAACCCACGGCGAGCUCGACAAUGGUCGCGGAUUUGCCCGUCAGAAGCUCUUUCGCCACAAGCACGAGAUGGAGAGCGGCCGGACCAGCAGUGUCGGCAAUGACAUCCUGGGUUUCGACCAGGAAGGGCAGGUGGUCAACAAACCAGACAGUCACGGGGGCAGCCUGGACUGGACCAAGAUCUGCGAGAGGUCGUCAAAGGUCAUCACAUUCAUCGACCUGGCGGGGCAUGAGAAGUACCUGAAGACCACCGUAUUCGGCAUGACGGGCCACAUGCCGGACUUCUGCAUGCUAAUGGUGGGAAGUAAUGCGGGAAUCAUUGGCAUGACUAAAGAGCACCUUGGUCUCGCUUUGGCCCUCAACGUUCCUGUUUUUGUAGUCGUAACUAAGAUAGACAUGUGUCCCGCUAACAUCUUACAAGAGACACUAAAGUUAUUACAGAGGUUACUCAAAUCUCCAGGAUGCAGAAAAAUUCCAGUUUUGGUGCAAAACAAGGAUGAUGUCAUCGUUACGGCCUCAAACUUCAGCUCAGAGAGGAUGUGUCCGAUUUUCCAGAUCUCGAAUGUGACAGGUGAAAACAUGGACUUGUUGAAAAUGUUCCUGAACCUGCUGUCCCCCAGAACCUCAUUUAAAGAUGACGAGCCCCCGGAGUUUCAGAUAGACGACACAUAUUCAGUUCCGGGUGUCGGCACUGUAGUAUCAGGGACUACUUUACGAGGAUUAAUACGGCUGAACGACACGUUGCUCCUCGGUCCAGACCCUCUGGGUGUCUUCAUCCCCAUCACCGUCAAAUCCAUCCACCGCAAGCGCAUGCCCGUUAAAGAAGUGCGCGGUGGACAGACAGCCUCAUUCGCCCUGAAGAAGAUCAAGCGCUCGUCUAUCAGGAAGGGAAUGGUGAUGGUGUCGCCCCGCCUCAACCCACAGGCAUGCUGGGAGUUUGAGGCUGAGAUUCUCGUACUCCACCAUCCAACGACGAUAUCACCGAGAUACCAAGCUAUGGUUCACUGCGGCAGUAUCAGACAGACCGCCACCAUAAUCGACAUGAACAAAGACUGUUUACGGACGGGGGACAAAGCCACUGUACACUUCCGUUUCAUCAAGACCCCCGAGUAUCUUCACACGGACCAGAGACUCGUCUUCAGGGAGGGCAGGACCAAGGCCGUGGGCACCAUCACUAAGCUGCUUCAAACCAAGCCUCAGGCCAAGAUGCAGUCUACCAAGAAAACAUCGUCACAGGUGGAAGGGUCUUCAUCAGCCAGCGAGGAAACUACACAGAUGGGAGAAAGCCCUCAAAUAGGACAACUGUCUAAGUCCACUGGAAGUGGCCGACGGCGUGGCGGCCAUCGGCACAAAGGCAAAUCAGCACUGAGCAGCGUCACUGGAACGGCAACUACAGCUGCUGGAGUGGGCGGCAACUGAGUUUCCUCCAUCUCUCCCACCCAUCACCACUGGUCAUCUGACUUUAACAUUUUAAGUGAACACCAGAGGGCAGUAAAGCCUUUUUUUUUCUCUCUUUUUUGUUUGCUCUCACUAAACCAGACUGAUUUAUUCCUCCUUAAUUAGAAAUGCUCAUCUCCACUGACACAAUCGUGCCAAAACCCUGACUGACAAGCAGCUGUUGUGUUCCUCGUCCACCCGCUCUUUUUUUUCUCACCCUUAUCAAACCCUUUUACUUAAUAUUCUGUUAGCCAUUGGAGUCUUAACAUUCUGUAGUAAACACCCCGAAAUCCCGGAUUUUGUAGCCGGAAUGUUUCCCCGAGGACCCAAUUAAGGAGCCUACGACUGAAUCCCUGUUUGUGUUCAGCGAUUUUGCUAUUUUUCAUGUCAUUUUCCUCCUUCGAUUGAAUUUGGCAAAUGCUAACGGAGAUGAAAGGGAGAAAUCUGUUCUGCUUGUCAAUCUCUCAUGCCCCCUCAUCCUCUUCUGAUUUUAAUGAGCGUUGUAGCUGCCGAGACGCACAAAAUCACGGCAGAUAAAACCGGUCCCUCUUGGAGCGUCACAAAUUAGGUGGCUUUCUGCUCUCCUGUGUUGCUUUUUCAUUUCGUGACCCAGCAUUGCUUUCAAAAGGUCUCACCUUUUCAACAAAGAACGGGUAGCUAACUGAGAUGACAUGGCAUUUAAUUUGGAUUCCUGUUUUCGCUUUCUCAUUAAACCAUAUUUUCUCUC
Messenger RNA from Ctenopharyngodon idella (grass carp), 2849 nucleotides. RefSeq names its product GTP binding protein 1, like (gene gtpbp1l). Gene Ontology annotation, biological process: translational elongation. Gene Ontology annotation, molecular function: GTPase activity; translation elongation factor activity; GTP binding. The record is from RefSeq and is a predicted model, not a curated record. Lineage: Eukaryota; Metazoa; Chordata; Actinopteri; Cypriniformes; Xenocyprididae.